AUGGCUCAGAAACCAAUGAAGCAGCAGCCCGCGAGGUCAUCGGACAUCCGUUCGGCGACUCUGUGGGCGCAGGAAGAAAAAGGUGCGAGGGCCGGAUUGAGCGGCCGGCGGCGUGAGAGGGCGCAAAAGUGGCAAGGGGGCUCGCCAUCCCUGAAGUGGCAAUGGUGCUGCCACAACAGGCCUAGCGCAGCAAGCAGACCAAUGAUGACGGCGCGCGGCGGGCUCGGCGCCCCGCUAACCGGCCCAAAAGAUACUGGCUGA
Molecule: messenger RNA, 261 nt
Organism: Coccidioides immitis RS
Lineage: Eukaryota; Fungi; Ascomycota; Eurotiomycetes; Onygenales; Onygenaceae
Exons: 2
Coding region: 1-261 (86 amino acids)
Source: RefSeq, a predicted model, not a curated record